ACCUAGUUAAAACUACCACCAUCAUCUCUGUCUUAGAUUGCAGUGAGUCCCAGCUGGUGUCCUUCAACUUGACUCUCUUCAGCCCACUCAUUCAUUCUUCACUCUGCAGCCAAGAUUUUUCAACAGCAUAAGUCUGAUGAUGCCACUUUCCUGUUUCAGACUCCUUAUGUUGGCCAGUCCUGUGAUGGCCAAUCCUCCCCACCCGCGAUGGAGCCAGCCUACCUUUGGGUUCCUAUUGGACAUCGAUGGAGUGCUGGUGCGGGGCCAUAGAGUGAUCCCUGCAGCUCUGAAAGCCUUCCGCAGGCUGGUGAAUGCCCAGGGGCAACUGCGGGUGCCUGUGGUCUUUGUCACGAAUGCUGGGAACAUCUUACAACAAGGUAAAGCCCAGGAGCUAUCAGCCCUCCUGGGCUUCAAGGUGGAGCCAGAUCAAGUUAUUCUUUCUCACAGUCCCUUGAAGCUCUUCUCAAAAUAUCAUGGAAAGCGGAUGCUAGUGUCUGGGCAGGGACCCGUGGUGGAAAAUGCCCAAGUACUGGGCUUCAAGAAUGUGGUUACUGUGGACGAGCUGCGGAUGGCCUUCCCUGUGCUUGACAUGGUGGAUCUCCAGCGGCGGCCAAAGACCACGCCCCUUCCAAGGAAUGACUUCCCCACCAUUGAAGGGGUGCUCCUCCUUGGGGAGCCAGUACGCUGGGAGACAAGCUUGCAGCUGAUCAUGGAUGUCCUUCUCAGCAAUGGGAACCCUGGGACUGGUCUGGCGACGGCUCCCUAUCCCCAUCUCCCUGUCCUGGCCAGUAACAUGGAUCUUCUUUGGAUGGCUGAAGCCAAGAUGCCCAGGUUUGGCCACGGCACCUUUCUGUUGUGCCUGGAAACCAUUUACCACAAAGUGACAGGCAAAGAGCUGAGAUACAAGGGCCUGAUGGGCAAACCCAGCAUCCUCACUUACCAAUAUGCGGAGGAACUGAUCAGGCAGCAGGCAGAGAGGCGGGGCUGGGCUGCCCCCAUCCAGAAGCUGUAUGCUGUAGGUGAUAACCCUAUGUCUGAUGUCUACGGUGCCAACCUGUUCAACCAGUACCUGCAGAUGGUGAAGCAUGAGGGGGCAGAGGAGCUGGAGGCCAGUGGUCUGUGGAAGCAGCAGCCCUCAGCAACCCAGAGCUGUGCCUCCAUCCUGGUGUGCACUGGCGUGUACAGUCCCAAGGCCCCAGGGUCCACAGAGCCUGCUCAGGGAGGAGAGAAGCCUCCCUUCCAUGGGCACCGGGACUUCAGCUUUAGUCCAGGGCUUAUGGAGGCGUCCCACAUUGUGAAUGAUGUGGACGAGGCUGUGGAGCUGGUUUUCCACAAGGAGGGUUGGACUUUGUAGUGAGGACUGUGCGUUUGAGGCAGGGGGAGGGAGGGUGCCAUUUGCUGGCUUCUGGCCUGGAUCACAGGGCGUCAUGUCAGCUCCUGCUCCCCGUGAUGCUCUUCCUGCUGCCCCACAGAUGUGACACUACUGGUUACUUGGAAGAAGAUACUGACUUUUUCUCUUGUGGGGCAGUAACCACAGAACUGUACCCUGGGUAGCAUUAUGGGUAGAACUAUCCGGAUUUCCUGAGUCCAAUUCCUGUCUGCUUCUUCUGGCAGUCUGACCUCAGCCCAGUCCCUUUACCUGUGUGCCUCAGUUUCCUCCUCAUUUCAGUAGGGAGUUCUGGGAAAAGGGGAGGCGAUAUUUAAUAAUGUGGAAAUUUCUGCAGGACGUUUGCCUGCAUUAAGGGAACCGCUGCAUGCCAGCAAGGUGUCUAACACUCAGAUACUACUUUUUAUUUCAGCUUAUCACCCAGAGACUUUUGAGCUUAUUUUUUUAAUUAAAACAAUCAUAAUAAAUAUUCAUUAUGCCAUA
Messenger RNA from Miniopterus natalensis, 1870 nucleotides. RefSeq names its product haloacid dehalogenase like hydrolase domain containing 5 (gene HDHD5). Gene Ontology annotation, cellular component: mitochondrion. Lineage: Eukaryota; Metazoa; Chordata; Mammalia; Chiroptera; Miniopteridae. The record is from RefSeq and is a predicted model, not a curated record. Gene Ontology annotation, biological process: glycerophospholipid biosynthetic process.